This is a messenger RNA of Rhincodon typus (whale shark), 4908 nucleotides long. RefSeq names its product polo-like kinase 4 (Drosophila) (gene plk4). Lineage: Eukaryota; Metazoa; Chordata; Chondrichthyes; Orectolobiformes; Rhincodontidae. Gene Ontology annotation, molecular function: protein binding; ATP binding; protein kinase activity. The record is from RefSeq and is a predicted model, not a curated record. Gene Ontology annotation, biological process: protein phosphorylation. The transcript has 16 exons. The coding region runs from base 105 to 3056 and encodes 983 amino acids.
UUUUUUGAAAAUGGGGAGGUUGUAUCUCGAGGCAGAUGGCGUGAAGUGGUCUGUGUUUGAGUAGUGAUCCCGCGCCCUCGAGAGGGGCGGCGGUGGUCAACGGUAUGGCGACUGUUUGCAUCGGCGACAAGAUAAAGGAUUUCAAGGUUUUAACGCUGUUGGGGAAGGGUUCGUUUGCAUGUGUUUACAGAGCAAAAUCUGUCAGUACUGGUCUGGAAGUAGCGAUAAAAAUGAUUGACAAAAAGGCAAUGCACAAAGUGGGAAUGGUACAGAGAGUCCGUAAUGAAGUGGAGAUUCACUGUCAGUUAAAGCAUCCCUCUAUAUUGGAGCUUUACAACUAUUUUGAAGAUGACAAUUAUGUCUAUUUAGUCUUGGAGAUGUGUCACAAUGGAGAGAUGAGCAGAUAUCUAAAGAACAGGAAAGCUACGUUUUCUGAAGAUGAAGCUCGACACUUCAUGCAUCAUAUUAUUACUGGAAUGCUCUACCUCCACUCUCAUGGUAUACUGCAUCGGGACCUCACUCUUUCCAACCUUCUUCUUACAAGUGAUAUGAACAUAAAGAUUGCUGACUUUGGAUUGGCAACACAAUUGAAAAUGCCACAUGAAAAGCAUUUUACCAUGUGUGGCACCCCCAAUUACAUUGCACCAGAGAUUGCAACCCACAGUGCUCAUGGCCUUGAAUCUGAUGUCUGGUCUCUUGGUUGCAUGUUUUACACCUUUCUGGUAGGAAAGCCGCCAUUUGAUACUGACACAGUUAAAAAUACACUUAAUAAGGUGAUGCUGGCAGAUUAUAAAAUGCCAACGUUUAUCUCCAAUGAGGCUCAAGAUCUCAUUUACCAGCUGCUUCGAAAAAAUCCAGAAGACCGUAUCAGUCUUUCUAGUGUAUUAGAUCAUACAUUCAUGUUAAAAUGCCCUUCGCCCAGAAGUAAAAGUUCAGAAACUGUGGAGGAUUCAAUGGAUAGUGGGCAUGCCACGAUUUCAACAGGAUAUACUAUAGGAACAGGAUCUUCUGGUGCUAGUACAAUGGGACGCUUGCAUCUAAAGACUAAAGUUAUAGGACAGUUUCUUCCCAACAAAAUGGCAGUCAUCACCUCUCACAACAGACUUAAUAAUAACUCCUCCAUGGAAGGCAGUGCAGUCUUUAGUGACAGAAGUAUACAAAACUCUGAAAUUAUCAGAGCUGACAGAGGAAGAAUUGUACAAAUUGCAGAGGAAGAACGACCUCACUCUCGAUGGCUUCGUAGAGCACACUCCACUGAUAGAUCUGGUACCUUUCAAAGCCAGAAUACAGAAAAGUCCAGUAGUACUUUGGAGCGAUGUCACUCUGCUGAUGCUCUGACGAUUUCUGCCAGACCUGGAAUGUACAAUCCUGCAAAUGCAUAUGGAGAUGGUUAUAUGGAUAAUCAGCAACUCAAUAAAGACAGUUCGUGUAUUGGUGGCUCACAUGAGAAACCUGCCAUAUCUCCACCUGUCAAGCAGACAGCAAAAUCAAAAGUUGCUCAUGAGCCUGUGUCUGAUGGGCCGUUCUUAGAGCAGUUGUCUCAGAUUGGCAUGACGCAUCGCUGGUUUGAAGAUGGUCAGGCACAUAAUGCUCCAUUCAAAACUGUCGUGGAUGUUAGUGCCGGUAGCACUAGUGAAAAUUUCUAUUGUGGAAGAAAACAACAGAUUAUGAAAGAAGUAAUAUCAGCAAGUGCAUGGGGAAAAAAUCCUAGCAACCAAACGAAAAGUGAUACUUUUUAUCAAGAGAGCUGUUUCAAAACACAGAUGGGAAUUCAGAAGUGUGAUGAGGUUCUUCUACCACAUUGUGCCAAAGGAGGCAAUGGACAAGCAGACAUUCCAUACAACUGUUGUCAAGUUUUGAAACCACACAGCUUCAUCCAACAAGAAAGACAACCUUCUGAGAAUCAGUCGAGGAUGUUGCAAGAGUUGGUGUCACCACUGAGGGCCCACAGACUUAAACCAAUCCGUCAGAAAACCAAAAAUGCAGUGGUGAGUAUUCUUGACUCUGAAGAAGUUUGUAUGGAACUUCUAAAAGGAAGUGGCGCUCAAGAGCGUGUGAAGGAGGUACUGAGAAUAUCCUCAGAUGGAAGCACGAUCCAUAUUUAUCACCCAAAUGAGGGAAAAGGUUUCCCACUGGAUGACAGACCUCCAUCUCCACCAGAGGAUGUAUUUGCUUACAGUUUUGACAACUUGCCAGAAAAGUACUGGAAAAAAUAUCAAUAUGCAUCCAAGUUCGUCCAUUUGGUAAGAUCUAAAACUCCAAAGGUCACACUGUACACUAAAUAUGCCAAAUGCAUGUUAAUGGAGAAUAGUCCACAAGCUGAUGUUGAAGUCUGCUUUUAUGAUGGAGCCAAAAUUAACAAAACAUCAGAGUUUCUUCGAAUCAUAGAGAAAUCUGGAAAAUCUCACACUCUCAAAGGAACAAAAAUAAAUGGGCCAGGUGAAGAAAUAAAUUCUUAUGUGGAACAUGCACACGAGGCUCAUCAGACUUGUCUUGAACUGGAAUCAAUAAUUGCAAUACAAGAUGAAAGGAAGGAAAAGCCGGUGUCAUUUUUUCCAAUAAUUAUUGGAAGACGGCCAUCCAGUGCAGACCCAAUGCUGUCUCCAGCUCCUUCAGUAGGCCCAAAAUCUGCAGCAGGGGAGCAACCACAGAUCCAACAUAUCUUUUCUAGCCAUACUACAAGCAUUACUCCUUCUAUUUGUUCAUGUGAAAGUUCCAAUUUAACAACGACCACUGUUGAAAAAAAUAAAUCUGCACCUUCAACUCAGACUGUAGUAUCUCCCAGUCCAGGGCAGGUGCUGAAAUCUGUGUUUGUACCUAAUGUUGGUUGGGCUUCUCAGCUAAUCAGUGGUGAAGUCUGGGUUCAAUUUAACGAUGGUUCCCAGCUCCUGGUGCAAGCUGGAGUCGCAUCUGUUGUUUACACAUCUCCUCAGGGCCAAGCAGUCAGGUAUGGGCAAAAUGAGAAGAUUCCAGAUCACGUGAAAGGGAAACUACAGUGCCUCUCUUCAAUCCUAGGAUUGCUGGCAAAUCAAACAAACCAACAUAUUAUUCAGUAAGCAAGUUCAUCUGUAAUGUGAAGUCAGAAGUUUGGCAACAUUCUCUUCUGGUAUUCUGUUGUUCAGCAUGCUUUUCAGAGAAAAAUUGGAGUUUUCUUUUUCUGUAAUAGUAUGAAACUUGAUUAACAACUAACCAAGUUCAAGUUGAAGAAUUGUUUAUAAAAGUGUAAAUAUGCUAUAAAGUCUGUAUAUUUUGUAAUGCUUGUUAAUGUACAUUGAAGACUUUUAUUUUUCUAUUGCUCAUUUAGGUGAAUUUUGAAUGAACAUCAAUGUCAUGUGUUAAAACAAUUUUAAAAAAAAAAGUUGAAGUGGUAGAUUGUUGAAUUGUAUUUGUCUGCUUUGUGUAUAAAGGGAUUUAUACAAAUUAUAUAAACUUGUACAUGAACAUUUUUGCUUUUGUAAGACAAUUUUAUAUAGGCAUUUUAUAUACUUCUGUGGAUGUAUUUUGAUUUCAACCAUUUUAGCAUUGAUCUGUUUGUGCCAUGUUCUAGCUUUACAUUUCACCUGUUGUAAGCAAAACACUUCCUUUUUUUUUUCCUAUUCCUCUCCCAAAAUGAAAUUGGGAAUUGUACUCUGUCCUUUUACACAUCAGCAUCAUGAAACCUUUUUACCCUGGAUUUUUAACACCUUUUGAAAUCUUGAAAUGGCAAAGCGAAGCAAUUUGCAAAUUUAGCAAGUAAUGCUAUAUAUUCUGGUAUUUUGUUAAUGUGGAAAGUAUGUUAAAGUUGGCUGCAGUACUUCUGCCCCAAUACUUUGACUUGUUUUAAAAUCAGUAAGUAUUAACUAUUUACUAAUUUUGGUUUUAAUCUCUGGGGUCCAACCUUAGUAUGUAGCUGAAAAAUAAUGAUUUGCUGAAGUGAAUGAAACGAGCACCCAGUUGCUGAAAUGGCAUGAAUUGUUUCUAAUUGUGAUUUUGAUUAUAAUUGUCUUACAGAAACUGAAGUCUAGACUUUGCCAUCAUUCCCUGGCAUUACUGUAAAUUAUGUAUAUUGUGCACAUAUUUGUACUAUUUUGUAUAUAGUUGACUAUUUUAAUACAAUAAUUGGUUUGUAUUUUGUUGUAGUUUACUGCUGUAUAAAUUUAGUUUCACUCAACUCCCCAUCCUUAAACUGUCACAUUUCAGGAUCUUCCACCCUUUUCACAAUUUUAAAAGAAUUACUGUAGGUGGUGUGUAUCAUACAAUAUUUUUUCAAUAUAAAGAGGCUGAACUGAAAGGUAGUUUUAAGAUAAUAAAGUUGACAUUGCUUUCUAACUUGUAACUAUCCCAACAAUCAAACCUCUCAACCAGAAAGGGAAAGUGAAAACUUCCAAUGUAAUGGAUAUGAACCAUGAAAUAGAAAACAGAUGUUUGGAAGAUUGUGAGGGGGCAGGGGGAAUAGUUGGGUCAGAAAAGGAAGAGCUUCUAUAGUAGUGAAUAUUGCUGGAGGAUAAGUUUUUAAAAACCAUUAUUUUUAAGUGACCUAAUUAAGAUAUCAAUUUUCAAAUUUUGUUUUCUUUACACCAGUUGUAUAAAUUAGGAUUCUUUUAAAUUUACAUUUUACAGCUACUCAGUGUGCUCACCUUACUGAGAAAUAAAGCAGCUUAGCAUUUUGUAUCUGGCCUACUCUCGCCAAAUAUUUAAGUCUGGCAGCAUCUGUGGACAGAUUUGAUGAAUUGGGUUGAAUGGACAUUAGUGUUUUUGUUAUUCAAGAUUUUUAGCUUGUGCAGUGUUUGGUGAGACUAAAGGAAAAUAUAUAUUUGGUUCACAUUCUAAAAGAUGGAAGUACAUGCAUAAUACCCACACACAUCUAAUUCAAGUCAGAAGGACAUUGUUCCUCUAUCAGGUAAAAUUAGACCAUGUGUUGCAAUUCUU